Messenger RNA from Nelumbo nucifera (sacred lotus), 333 nucleotides. The record is from RefSeq and is a predicted model, not a curated record. Lineage: Eukaryota; Viridiplantae; Streptophyta; Magnoliopsida; Proteales; Nelumbonaceae.
AUGUCCAAGCGAGUGGACCGCAUGGUUGAGGCCGGGUUGGUGGAUGAGGUGCGGAGGUUCUUUGAACCAAAAGCCGACUAUUCUCGGGGAAUCAGGCGGACCAUUGAGGUGCCGGAGAUGGACAGGUUCCUACGAGCAGAAGCUACAUCACCAUUGGACGAAGAAACCUUGGCGAUACUCCUCAAGGAGGCAAUUGAAGAGAUCAAGGUGAACACAUGCAUGUUAGCCCGUUGCCAGUUGCAGAAAAUUUAUCGGCUGAAGGAGCUGCUACCGGGGAAAAUGCACUGCCUCGACGUCACCCAAGUGUUCUUGAAGCACGACAAGGAAGCGUAG